This is a messenger RNA of Homalodisca vitripennis (glassy-winged sharpshooter), 1755 nucleotides long. RefSeq names its product piggyBac transposable element-derived protein 3-like. Bases 443 to 1750 code for a protein of 435 amino acids. The record is from RefSeq and is a predicted model, not a curated record. NCBI's taxonomy places the organism in Eukaryota, Metazoa, Arthropoda, Insecta, Hemiptera, Cicadellidae. The transcript has 2 exons.
CCUCAGUGCCAGCACAAGAGAGCAAUCUUUAUUUCAAGCGAAUUGGAGUGACAAUACUGACAGCGACCCUGACUAUCAUCCCUCAACUAGUGACAGCGAUAACGAACCCACAACAUCAACAGCAGUAAAGAAAAAUCAACUAGCCAAAAGGAAGAAAAAUACUAAACUGCAACCACCAAUCAAGAGAACAAAGAACAUACCUACUGCCGAACCAUGGAGAAAAGGCAUUUUUUCUCCUGAUCCUGUGACUCUUCACGAACCUUCGUAUAUACCACUGGACUGUACGAAUUGGAGUAAUGAGAAGUUUGUUGAACUAUAUUAUGAUGAUGAUAUUCUUUUACAAUUUGUGGAGAAAAGCAACCAGACUUAUGUACUUAAGACAGGUAAAAGUUUGAACUUAUCUUUGAGAGAAUUCAAAGUUUGGUUGGGACUAAAUUUUGUAAUGUCAUCCCUACAGUUGCCCCAAAUACGUAUGUAUUGGGACAAGGAAUGGAGAGUUGCUGUAGUUGCUGAUCAUAUGUCUAGGGACAGGUUUUUUCAAAUAAGAAAUUCACUAAAAAUUGUCUUUGAUGAUGACAUUAAUGAAGAGCAAAGGAAAGCCGAUAGGCUAUGGAAAAUAAGACCACUGAUUGACCGUGUUUUGUUAGGAUGCUUAAAACAAACCAGAAAUCAACACAUCUGUAUAGAUGAGAUCAUGAUACCCUUCAGUGGCAUAAGUGACUUAAAACAGUACAUUCCCAACAAGCCCAACCCCUUAGGAAUUAAGGUAUUUGUUUUGGCUAAUCCUACUGGGAUUAUAUGUGACUUUGUGGUUUACCAGAAUCAGACCACCUUUACUCAAGAUAUUGCUGGAAGCUUUUGGCAAUGUGAGUCUGCCGUUCUUUAUCUAACUCGGUCUUUAGUUCCUGGUCAUGUCAUUUACAUCGACAGAUAUUUUAAUACUGUACGAUUAGCUGAAGAACUUCUUAAUCGUGGAAUUAGAUGCUCAGGGACUUUAAGGAAGGAUAGGCUUCCCCAGGAUAAUGAUCUUCCUGACGACAAGAUUUUUAAGAAAAGCCAAAGUAGGGGUUCAGCCACUGUCAGUGUUCGCGCCGAUGGUGCGAUAGCAUUAACAAAGUGGCUGGAUAACAAAUCCGUAACUAUGAUCUCAACUAAUGAGUCCGUUGAGCCCAUGUGUGAGGUUAAAAGGUGGUCAAAGGCUGAGAAGAGGUAUAUUCAAGUGUCCCAACCAAGUGUGGUGCAGUCAUACAACAAAAAUAUGGGAGGGGUGGAUUUGAUAGACAGAAUACUAUCUUAUUGCCCUUCGAGAUCUAGAACUAAAAAAUGGACAGUUAGAUGUUUAUUGCACUUUUUUGAUGUAGCCCUAGGAAAUGCAUGGCUUCAGAUGAGGGAGAUUAAGAAAUCGUCAGGAGUAUCUCCCAAGGACAUUGUUCAAUUCAGGCAUUUCAAGUUGGAAUUAGGUAAAUCCAUGAUUGAGAAGAAUAGUGUUCGUCUGGAUGUUGAUGAAAAUGGGGAUGAAGAUCAAGGACACCAAGAAGAAGGAUUUUUGGAUCGUAGGAAGAGUGCGGGCCCAUGUUUAGAGAAAAGACUGCAAGGCGCCACCCACUUACCGGAGGUGACAAAGAAAAUCCAAAAGAGGUGUGCUCUUCCAAAGUGUUUAAAAAAAUCUACUGUUUUUUGUACACAGUGCAAAGUUUAUCUUUGCCUUGUAGAUGGAAGGAACUGUUUUGCUAAAUACCACACAAAGUAAUUUGA